This is a messenger RNA of Silurus meridionalis, 2390 nucleotides long. Its product is annotated as calcium-activated potassium channel subunit beta-4-like. Lineage: Eukaryota; Metazoa; Chordata; Actinopteri; Siluriformes; Siluridae. Gene Ontology annotation, biological process: potassium ion transport; detection of calcium ion. Gene Ontology annotation, cellular component: voltage-gated potassium channel complex; membrane. The record is from RefSeq and is a predicted model, not a curated record. Bases 545 to 1189 code for a protein of 214 amino acids. Gene Ontology annotation, molecular function: calcium-activated potassium channel activity; potassium channel regulator activity. The transcript is spliced from 5 exons.
UUUUAAUGGAAACACAAAUCCACAGGAUCUUCUCUAUGUAGACACUGCUCCACAGGAGCUUCUCUAUGGAGAUUUGGCUUUAUAGGUGCUUGUGUAUUGAGAAAACUCCACAGAAGCUAUGGAAACACAGCUAUUCAAGAGGUUCUCCAUGGAGACUCAGCUCCACAGGUGCUUCUCUAUCAAGAGACACAGAUCGAUAUGAGCUUCUCCAUGGGGACACACCUCCACAGGAGAUUCUCCAUGGGGACUCAGCUUCUUCAUUAGGAGAUGGUAGAAAAGCCCAGUUCCAUCACUUGGAUCUGCCAUGCAUCCAAAUCGGGAUCAGGAGUUGGACGCGUAAAAGGGAGGAGCGAGCGGUGGGUUUUUACCAAGUUGCACGCAAAUACACACACACACACACACACAGAGUGAGACAGAGACUCACGCAGCAGGAUGUGUUGUGGAAGCGCACUCUCGUUUCGCAGUUGAAGUUCCAGAAGCGUCCGCCUCGUGUCCGCUUUGCACCGCGGCGUUUUAUGGACCUUUCCUUCCCCCGAACCGCGCGAUGGCGAAGAUCCGGGUCUCGUACGAGUACUCGGAGGCGGAGGACCGCAGCAUUCGGCUCGGCCUCUUCCUAAUCGCGUGCGGCGUGCUGUCGCUCUUCAUCCUGUGCCUGUGCUGGCUGAAUCCGGCGCUCCAGAGUCUCCGCAGCCGCCCGGCCAACUGCACGGUGCUGAGCGUGCGGCGCCUGGACGAGCGCUUCGAGUGCGUGUUUACGUGCGGAGCGGACUGCCGCGGUACCUCACUCUACCCCUGCCUGCAGAUCUUCGUCAACAACUCGGCGUCCGGCGCCACCGCGCUGCUCCACUACGACGAGCAGCAGCUGCUCCUCAACCCCAAGGUUUCUCAACCUGGUCCUCCUCCUGAUCCUGCCUCUGCCCUAUCCUGCACAUCUUGUUCUUACGUUCCCAAAUGCGAGCGAGAUAACCAGAAGAUGCGAGAGGACAUCCUAAGGUUACAGCACUACUGGAGUGAAGAGGGAAGUAACCAGUCCUUCACCUGCUUCUUCAAUCCCCAGAGGAGCGAUCAAACAGGAAGCCUGGAAGAGGAAUCUGGGCAUGCUUCGCUUCCAGAAUGCCAGAUGAUGUGCUAUGGCAGCGUUCCCAUGAUGUCAGUGUUCUUCUUCACUGCGUGCUGUGGCCGAUGCUGAGUCUGCUGGUCGGGACGCUCAUCGUCCUCCUCACCGUCUGCGCUCGCAGUUUGGCCGUGAGAGCCGAGGCCAUUCAGAAGCGGAAGUUCUCCUAGGAGCGAAGCGCUGCGGGGACUGACAAGACAUUCGUUUGGCUUCUGAGGUGCGCCUGCACACCGCUUGCAAAGCUGUGGAGCAUCUUAAGCUGAAACCCAUGUGUUCUAUGUGGGGCUGAAAGCCCACGAGAGUGUGGGCACUUCUGGCAUGGUGUCACUGGCUCUUGAAAGUCGGGAUUACUUAGGCCUAGCUGAGGACAAUCGAUCAUUUUAAUAGGAGUAGAAUUACCCAUGCGACGCUUGUUGGUUUUGUUUGUCGUAGGUGUGGAUGGAAUAUAAAAACAAAAAACAAAAAACACAAUGUAUUUAAGUGGUAAUUGUGGUCUAUUAAAGCCAUAUAGACAAAUGACAUAGGCUACACAAGGCAACAUCAUGUUGUUCUUCCUCACUUCAGUUUUCAGUGCUCGUCUCGUCGUCUGUAAUUUCCGUAACAUUCCCUGCAUUUGCGUGAUCUGUGCCUGUAUUAGCUAAGCUUCAGGCUAAGCUCUCAUUAGCACUGACUGAUGUCUUUUAAGUAGCAUUCACUAAUGUAGCAAGAAACGAAAUGUUGUCCGUUGAGUAGCCACUUUUUCUACCUCUUCUGCGUCUCAUUUAUCAGCGUUAACGUUCCUCAGUCCAAGCAUUUCCCCGUCUUUUAGCUAAUCAUCAAUGAUGCGUGUCUGUUUCAAACUGCUUUACCAUAGCUAGAGAUGCUACAACCGUGACUUUCUUGUUCCGUGAAUAUCCGCCUUGACACGAGGCACCGCAAGGCAUAUUAAUGUCGCUCAAACACCACAGUGUGGAACAAAACAAAUGCUAAUAUAUAUGAGGGGAAAUUAUAUUUCCACAGCAAAAAAAUUAUUAGUGAUACAGACUUUGUUGCAUUGUCUGUACAUUUCCUCCCUCGGCUAGUUUUUAAUAUUCUGACCCGUAGCGCUUUGUGAAUCCCUUUGUCCCGACUAGCCUCGGCUCGAACGUCAUCCCACAACGCAUAAUGAAUUUCUCUUCACCUCAAAAUGUCCCCUGGAGUAUUCGCAGCGCUGCUCCCGAGAUCCCUACUUAAUAAAAAAUAACAGGAAGCAGGAUAAUUAAGUUUGGGGGGGGAUGAGAUAAUUAAACCAUGGCCA